Molecule: messenger RNA, 367 nt
Organism: Drosophila yakuba
Lineage: Eukaryota; Metazoa; Arthropoda; Insecta; Diptera; Drosophilidae
Exons: 2
Coding region: 23-259 (78 amino acids)
Source: RefSeq, a predicted model, not a curated record
UCAGCUACAACUCGGUCUAAUAAUGUUUCGCUUGUUUUUUGCAUUUAUUUAUGCAUUUUCUCUCCCAUAUUUUAUAUGUAUGGGUACUCUGAAAAGUCAAGAAGCAUGGAGAAAGACAGUGAAGGGACGAGUAAUGUCCAACGUCAGCAUGACACUCUACUGGUGGAUCCAACAACACUUUUCGUAUGAAUUAGUUAGGGACGAGGCCGAAUGGGAUGCUAUUGGCGGUGAUGUGUACGAGGAGUUUGAAUUUGAAUAGCUUUCAUAAAAAGGCUGGAUAAAAUACUGUGAAAUAUUUGUAAUCUGCCAAAGUUUCAAGUACAUCAUUUUGAUUUCAAAGUUACAAUUACAUAGAUUAUUUAAUUAA